GCGGAGCAUGGUAACUUGGCUCCGGCUGCCCAGCCCUGGCCGGCUCGAGGGAGCGAUGCUGCUGGAGCACCAUGGACUCGCCUCAGCCCAGCCUCCGCCUCUGCCUCUGCCUCUGCCUCCUCUCCUGCCUCCUCUGCCUCGCCUCCACCGCCCGCGGAUGCUGCCUGGCGGAUCUCAACCUGCAUCCCACCAACGAAGUUAAUCUGCUGGAUUCAAAAUCAAUUCAGGGAGAGCUGGGCUGGAUUUCCUACCCAUCACAUGGGUGGGAAGAAAUAAGUGGUGUUGAUGAGAACUACACACCAAUCAGAACCUACCAGGUUUGCAAUGUUAUGGACCACAGUCAGAACAACUGGCUGAGGACAAACUGGAUACCACGCAACUCAGCUCAAAAGAUCUAUGUGGAGCUCAAGUUUACCCUGAGGGACUGUAACAGCAUCCCACUAGUGCUGGGCACUUGCAAAGAAACUUUUAACCUGUAUUAUAUGGAGACUGAUGAUGAGCAUUCUGUCAAGUUUAGAGAACACCAGUUUACAAAGAUUGAUACCAUUGCAGCUGAUGAGAGCUUCACUCAAAUGGAUCUUGGGGAUCGAAUUCUCAAACUCAAUACAGAAGUUCGUGAGGUGGGACCAGUCAGCCGGAAAGGAUUUUACUUGGCUUUUCAAGAUGUGGGAGCAUGUGUUGCCUUAGUAUCAGUGCGAGUGUACUUCAAAAAGUGCCCUUUCACUGUAAAGAACCUUGCUAUGUUUCCAGACACAGUACCUAUGGAUUCCCAAUCAUUGGUGGAAGUGCGAGGUUCUUGUGUUAAUCAUUCCAAAGAGGAAGACCCACCUAAAAUGUACUGUAGUACAGAAGGUGAAUGGCUCGUUCCCAUAGGAAAGUGCUUGUGCAAUGCUGGCUAUGAAGAAAGGGGAUAUGACUGCCAAGCUUGCCGACCAGGUUUUUACAAAGCAUCUGCUGGAAAUGUCAAGUGUGCCAAAUGCCCGCCUCAUAGUUCGACAAAUGUGGAAGGUUCUACAAACUGCAAGUGUGAAAAGAAUUACUUCCGUUCUGAUAGAGAUCCUCCCUCUAUGGCUUGUACAAGACCACCUUCUGCUCCUAGAAAUGUUAUUUCUAAUAUCAAUGAAACAUCAGUCAUCCUAGACUGGAGCUGGCCUUUGGACACUGGGGGCAGGAAAGAUGUCACUUUCAACAUUAUAUGCAAGAAAUGUGGAGGAACCACCAAGCUGUGUGAACCCUGUGGUGCUAAUGUAAGGUUCCUUCCACGUCAGAUUGGACUCACCAAUACCACUGUGACUGUAGUGGACCUGCUAGCUCAUACAAAUUACACAUUUGAGAUAGACGCUGUUAAUGGAGUCUCUGAUUUGAGCAUCUUCCCAAGACAAUUUGCUGCAGUCAGCAUUACAACCAAUCAAGCUGCUCCAUCACCUAUUACAAUAAUUAGAAAAGACCGGACAUCUCGGAACAGCGUGUCUCUCUCUUGGCAAGAACCUGAGCAUCCUAACGGUAUCAUCUUGGACUAUGAAGUCAAGUACUAUGAAAAGCAGGAACAAGAGACAAGUUACACAAUUCUGAGAGCAAAAAGCACUAACGUUACCAUAAGUGGUCUCAAACCAGACACAAUGUAUGUUUUCCAAAUCAGAGCCCGGACUGCUGCAGGAUAUGGGACCAAUAGCCGCAAGUUUGAGUUCGAAACCAGCCCAGACUCUUUCUCCAUCUCCAGUGAGAAUAGCCAAGUUGUCCUGAUUGCAGUUUCAGCUGCAGUGGCAAUUAUUCUGCUAACAAUUGUGGUUUACAUUCUGAUUGGGAGGUUCUGUGGGCAUAGUAAAUCAAAACAUGGAGCUGAUGAGAAGAGACUGUACUUUGGUAACGGGCAUUUAAAGCUUCCAGGCCUUAGAACAUAUGUGGAUCCACAUACAUAUGAAGAUCCCAAUCAAGCUGUUCAUGAAUUUGCCAAAGAGCUUGAUUCUUCCAGCAUAUCCAUUGAUAAAGUUGUUGGAGCAGGUGAAUUUGGAGAAGUCUGCAGUGGCCGUCUAAAACUUCCCUCCAAAAAAGAAAUUUCAGUAGCAAUCAAAACCUUGAAGGUUGGUUACACAGAAAAACAGAGGAGAGAUUUUCUAGGAGAGGCCAGCAUCAUGGGACAGUUUGAUCAUCCCAACAUCAUUCGACUGGAAGGAGUUGUUACCAAAAGUAAACCUGUUAUGAUUGUUACUGAGUACAUGGAAAACGGCUCUUUGGAUAGCUUCCUGAGGAAACAUGAUGCUCAGUUCACUGUUAUCCAAUUAGUGGGAAUGCUUCGAGGAAUUGCAUCUGGCAUGAAGUACUUGUCAGAUAUGGGUUAUGUCCACCGUGACCUGGCUGCCCGCAACAUCCUCAUUAAUAGCAACCUGGUAUGCAAAGUCUCUGACUUUGGCCUUUCCCGUGUUUUAGAGGAUGAUCCAGAAGCUGCUUACACAACAAGGGGAGGUAAGAUUCCAAUCCGGUGGACAUCUCCAGAAGCCAUUGCAUACCGCAAAUUCACAUCUGCUAGUGAUGCAUGGAGCUAUGGGAUUGUUCUUUGGGAGGUGAUGUCCUAUGGAGAGAGACCAUAUUGGGAAAUGUCAAAUCAGGAUGUAAUUAAAGCCGUGGAGGAAGGAUAUCGCUUGCCACCUCCCAUGGACUGCCCAGCUGCCUUGUAUCAGUUGAUGCUGGACUGUUGGCAGAAAGACAGAAACAACAGACCGAAGUUUGAGCAGAUUGUCAGCAUCUUGGACAAGCUGAUCCGUAAUCCCAGCAGUCUAAAAAUAAUCACCACUGCGGCUGCAAGGCCAUCUAAUCUCCUUCUGGACCAAAGCAGCAUUGAAAUCUCCGCUUUCCGCUCAACAGGUGACUGGCUGAAUGGCAUUCGGAUAGGACAAUGCAAGGACAUAUUCACAGGAGUGGAAUACAGCUCAUGCGAUUCAAUAGCCAAGUUUUCCUCGGAUGACAUGAAGAAGAUUGGUGUGACAAUUGUGGGGCCCCAGAAAAAGCUUAUUAGCAGUAUUAAGUCUCUAGAAAUGCAUACAAAGAAUGGCCCUGUUCCUGUGUAAACUACCAAAAUGUUGACACUCAGGACAUAACAAGAGGAAGGAAGAAGAUGUUACUGCAAAGGUCAUGGCAAUGAGUGAGAAACAGCAAGACUUCAAAGGCACUCUUGUAACAAUGUGGGAAACAUGACAUUGGGUGGAUAUUGCAAGCCCCCUAAGAGACUCAUAAGAUGAGUUCAAUUGCCUUAAAAUAGGAAUUAAAAAACAUUUUUUUCUAUCACUUAUUCUUGAAGGAGGGUGCUUUUUUCCCCUUUGUAAUAAUGGACUGCUCAAACAUACAAUGCAUUUGAAAGAAAAUGUUUAAAAUGUUUUUAAAAAUCCUUCCAUGUAUCUAGAGAGCCAUUCAAAUGUCAAUGGACUGAAUUCUGCAAAAGGCAAAUGAACUGUGGAUGUAAUGCUGUGUUUUGAUCGACUGUCUAGAGCAGCAAGUAAAGGAUUACCCCUUGCAGUAUUUUUUUAACAUGUAAAAAGUAUAGGUGACUAGUAUUUUAUUUCCUAAAAUAUUUCUAGUAAUGAUAUUUGGGGUGAUACCUCAGACUCGUUUGGCCAUAUUUGCAAUGAUAGUCUUGCAAUAUUCCGUUUCAACUGU
Sceloporus undulatus (fence lizard) is the source of this 3651-nucleotide messenger RNA. RefSeq names its product ephrin type-A receptor 3. NCBI's taxonomy places the organism in Eukaryota, Metazoa, Chordata, Lepidosauria, Squamata, Phrynosomatidae. The coding region runs from base 72 to 3065 and encodes 997 amino acids. The transcript has 17 exons. Gene Ontology annotation, molecular function: ATP binding; protein binding; transmembrane-ephrin receptor activity. The record is from RefSeq and is a predicted model, not a curated record. Gene Ontology annotation, biological process: protein phosphorylation; axon guidance; cell surface receptor protein tyrosine kinase signaling pathway. Gene Ontology annotation, cellular component: neuron projection; plasma membrane.